GCGACGCCGCGCCGGGUCUCCAGUCGCCGCCGCGGAGCCGCCGGACCGAGCUGCCGACCGCGCCCGACCCGCCAUGGCCGAGAGCGACUGGGACACGGUGACCGUGCUGCGCAAGAAGGGUCCCACGGCGGCCCAGGCCAAGUCCAAGCAGGCCAUCUUAGCAGCCCAGAGACGAGGAGAAGAUGUGGAGACUUCCAAGAAAUGGGCGGCUGGCCAGAACAAACAGCAUUCGAUCACCAAGAAUACUGCCAAGUUGGACCGUGAGACGGAGGAACUGCACCACGACAGGGUGACCCUGGAGGUGGGCAAGGUCAUCCAGCAGGGCCGACAGAGCAAGGGGCUCACACAGAAGGACCUGGCGACGAAAAUCAACGAGAAGCCGCAAGUCAUCGCAGACUACGAGAGUGGACGGGCCAUCCCAAACAACCAGGUUCUGGGCAAGAUUGAAAGAGCCAUUGGCCUCAAGCUCCGGGGCAAGGACAUUGGGAAGCCCAUCGAGAAGGGGCCGAGGGGGAAAUGAGCACAAAGCCUCGAAAUCAGUUGUUCCGGCUGAUCUCGUCUGGCUGGUUCCC
Chrysochloris asiatica (Cape golden mole) is the source of this 572-nucleotide messenger RNA. It is a transcript of the gene EDF1, whose product is annotated as endothelial differentiation-related factor 1. Gene Ontology annotation, cellular component: nucleus. Lineage: Eukaryota; Metazoa; Chordata; Mammalia; Afrosoricida; Chrysochloridae. Gene Ontology annotation, molecular function: DNA binding. The transcript has 5 exons. The record is from RefSeq and is a predicted model, not a curated record. Bases 74 to 520 code for a protein of 148 amino acids.